This is a messenger RNA of Eremothecium gossypii ATCC 10895, 1512 nucleotides long. RefSeq names its product adenylate cyclase-binding protein (gene SRV2). The transcript has a single exon. Gene Ontology annotation, molecular function: actin binding; adenylate cyclase binding. Gene Ontology annotation, biological process: regulation of adenylate cyclase activity; cytoskeleton organization. Gene Ontology annotation, cellular component: cytoplasm. The record is from RefSeq and is marked provisional. Lineage: Eukaryota; Fungi; Ascomycota; Saccharomycetes; Saccharomycetales; Saccharomycetaceae. Bases 1 to 1512 code for a protein of 503 amino acids.
AUGUUGGAGGCGAACUUUUCUAUCCAGGGGUACAACCUGGUGAAGUUGCUGAAGCGAUUGGAAGACGCAACGGCACGGCUGGAGGACGUGACAAUCUACCAAGAGGGCUACGUGCAGUCGAAGAUGGGCAGCGCAGCAGGACAGACGAGCAUGGGGUCGCAGGUGAGCGCGGAGGGCGGCGCGGCGGCGGAGGCGCCGGCGCACAUGCAGGAGUACGAGCAGCUGGUGGACGAGUGGGUGCGGCCGCUGGUCGGGGCAGGGCAGCAGAUUGACGCGGCGGUGGGCGAGGCGUCGCAGCAGCUGCUGGAGGGCUUCGCGGCGCAGGGCACGCUUCUGCGGGCGGCAGCGCUGGCGCGCAAGCCGGAGAUGGGGUCGGAGGGCUUCAUGCGGGCGCUGGGGCCGCUGAACGAGCGGAUCAUGACGCUGGGGGCGCUGAAGGACGCGCAGCGGCAGUCGCCGUACUUCGCGUACCUGAGCGCGGUGGCGGAGGGCGCGCCGGCGUUCGGGUGGAUUGCGUCGGAGACGCCGGUGUCGCUGAUCGGCGACUUCAAGGACGCGGCGCAGUUCUGGACGAACCGCGUGCUGAAGGAGUUCCGCGAGAAGGACGCGAACGCGGCGGAGUGGGUGCGUCUGUUCCUGGGCACGUUCGACGCGCUGCGGGGCUACGUGAAGGCGCACCACGCAACGGGGCCGACGUACAAGAGCGACGGGGUGGACUUCAUGGAGGCCUUCGAGCAGGUGUCGGGCGUGGUGGCGGCGGAGCCCGCUGCGGCGGCGGGGGCACCCCCGCCGCCGCCCCCGCCGCCGGCCUCUGUGUUCCAGGCGCCUGCGGACGGCGGCUCGCAGGGCAUCAACGCGGUGUUUGCGGAGCUGAACCAGGGCGAAAACAUCACGCGCUCGCUGCGCAAGGUGGACCGCUCACAGCAGACACAUAAGAACCCGGAGCUGCGCGCGGCGUCGUCCGUGCCAUCCUCCGCAGGCUCGCGCACGCCGCCGCCCAAGCCGCGGAAGCCGACCACUCUCAAGACGCGGAAGCCGCCCAGAAAGGAGCUCGUCGGCAGCAAGUGGUUCGUCGAGAACUACGACGGCGAGGCGGACCCCAUCAUCAUUGAGACGAACAAGGACGAGUCCGUUUUCAUCGGCCGUUGUAACAAUAUCUUUAUACAGCUCAAGGGCAAGGUCAACGCGGUGACCAUCAGCGAGAGCCAACAUUGCAACCUCUUGCUCGACUCCUCGAUCAGCGGCGUGGAUGUGAUCAAGUCGGAACGCUUUGCCAUCCAGGUGGCUCAGCAGAUCCCGCAGAUCACCAUAGACAAGAGCGACACUGGUGUCAUCUACUUGAGCAAGGACUCGCUUCAGACAGAACUUUUCACGUCAUCCUCGACCUCCAUCAACGUCAACAUCCCAACAGGGGAUGACGGCGACUUUGAGGAACACCCUAUUCCAGAACAAUUGAAACAUACGUUCAGUAAUGGCCGCCUGAAUAGUGCUAUUUUCGAACAUGUAGCUUGA